Molecule: messenger RNA, 1072 nt
Organism: Thermothielavioides terrestris NRRL 8126
Lineage: Eukaryota; Fungi; Ascomycota; Sordariomycetes; Sordariales; Chaetomiaceae
Exons: 5
Coding region: 388-912 (174 amino acids)
Molecular function (GO): calcium-dependent protein serine/threonine phosphatase regulator activity; calcium ion binding
Source: RefSeq, a predicted model, not a curated record
GCCUUACCUCACCUUCCCGCGCCUGAGAUCGAGCCGCGAGCUGGAGCCUGACCCAUUCCCACAAGCCCAAUUACCAGUGUCUGUCGCACUUCGACGGAUCACACCGCGCUUUGAUUCCUAAACGGCGAUUACCCAGCGAACGGCCGAGUACCCAUCGAAUUCCUCGGGGGACCCUGCCGACAAACGGAGCUACCCUGCCUUAGUACCCCAUCGCACCCCAUUCAUCUCGCUUUCGAUCGCGAACCACAACGCUACCCUUAGUUCUCGACAUUCAAGUUUCACCUUCGAGGCCAUAUCCAGCGAUCCGGCGACCUUCCGGGCGGACGGACGAAGUCCGAAUAAGAAAAAGCAGGGAGCUUGAGCGGACAUCACAGUGUCGCCGGCAAGAUGGGCAACACGACCAGCGCGGUGCUGGACAACAUUGUCCAGGGGUCCAACUUCGACAGGGAGGAGGUGGACAGGCUACGGAAGAGGUUCAUGAAGUUGGACAAGGACAACUCCGGCACAAUCGAGCGCGAAGAGUUCCUGAGCCUGCCGCAAAUAUCGUCGAACCCGCUGGCCACGAGAAUGAUAGCAAUCUUCGACGAGGACGGCGGCGGCGACGUGGACUUCCAGGAGUUCGUGUCCGGGCUGAGCGCCUUCAGCAGCAAGGGCAACAAGGAGCAGAAGCUGCGCUUCGCCUUCAAGGUCUACGACAUCGACCGCGACGGCUACAUCAGCAACGGCGAGCUGUUCAUCGUGCUCAAGAUGAUGGUCGGCAGCAACCUCAAGGACCAGCAGCUGCAGCAGAUCGUCGACAAGACCAUCAUGGAGGCCGACCUCGACCAGGACGGCAAGAUCAGCUUCGAGGAGUUCACUAGGAUGGUCGAGAACACGGACGUGAGCAUAAGCAUGACGCUGGAUCAGUUCUGAGCGAUGGGAAAGGGUUGAGAUCCAUGAGAUACCAUGGCAUGACAUGACGCUUGGACAAGAAGAUAUAUGAUGAGCUUAUUUUCUCCUUUUCUUUCACCAUGACUUUUUGUCAAUGAAAAAACCAUGAGGAGGAGACGAUCAGUCUCACUCCCUACCUCCC